UACGCGGAGGAGAUGUCGGCGGGGAGGACCCAGAUACAUUAUUGACGUUGUCCCAGUCUGUACUCUAGAGAUAUUUCUCAUCAUAGCUGCAUUGGAUUACAGAGCAAAGAAUGGGAAGGAGCAUACGCGGAAUUAAUUACACUGAAAGCCUGGCUGUCUCUACCGAACACCGACUUUUGCUUUUCAGCCGUAUUUUCAGGAGGGACUAGCUCCAGGGAAGCGAGCAAGCUAGCACUACAGGCUAGCUUCGCAGCGAAGCUAGCUUGCUAGCUAAACUGCUGCCUUAUAGUGGCCCACAACAAACCUCCCAGCUAGCAUCCGUCGCAUGCACAGGAAGAAAAAAUGGUGUACUUGUUGAAUCCUAUAGAGAACUUGAGAAGCUACAUCAACAACCGUCCACCGCUGGUCAUUUUUAUGAUCAGCGUCAGUGCAGUGGCCAUCGCCUUCCUGACCAUUGGUUAUUUCUUCAAGAUUAAGGAGAUUAAGUCUCCAGAGCUGACAGAGGACUGGAACACCUUCCUGCUGCGCUACAAUGAGCUGGACUUUUGUGUGUCAGAGAAUGAAACGAUAAAACAUGGCCUGAAUGAGUCAACCACGCCAGAGAGCAUGGUUGUGACCAGCGGUCAGGCUCGUUCCAGCACCCAGGUGCCCCUCCUACUAGAGGACUCGGGACCCAUCAAUAUCUCAGUCCCCAUCACCCUCACGCUGGACCCACAGCGCCCCUUUGGAGGGUACUCUCGCAAUAUCACCCACCUGUAUGCCACAGUACUGGGGCAGCAAGUCGGCUUGUCUGGCCGGGAAGCUCAUGAAGAAAUAAACAUCACAUUCACCCUGCCUGUAUCCUGGAACUCAGAUGACUGUGUGCUGCACGGACACUGCGAGCAGGUGGUGUUCAGCACUUGCAUGACCAUCACGGCGGCCAGCAAUAUCUUCCCCGUCACAGUGCAGCCACCUCACUGCGUCCCAGAGACCUACACCAACGCCACAUCCUGGUACAAAGUGUUCACUACAGUCCGUGACUCGGAUACCAAGUACAGUCAGGACUACAACCCCUUCUGGUGUUACAAAGGAGCCAUCGGCAAGGUGUACCACGCUCUCAACCCAAAGCUUACUGUCAUUGUUCCUGAUGAUGACCGUUCCCUCAUCAACCUGCACCUGAUGCACACGAGCUACUUCCUGUUUGUCAUGGUCAUCACUAUGUUCUGCUACGCAGUCAUAAAGGGACGACCUGGCAAAGUACGACAAACCAACCCCGACUUCUGUCCUGAGAAGGUACAACAGACACCAGCAGUGCUUUAUGACGUGAACAGGUGGCGUUGUCAGAGGGUUAAAAAGACAUCAGAGCGAGGUGUCAGAACUUAUCUGUGACACGGACAACUCAGAUAAACAGAAGAAAUAAAAAAAAUAAAAACAUACCAGUUGCCUAGUGAACCUUGGAAAUACAAUAAGGGACACAAAAGCUCUGUGAAUGCAUUACUCUUGCAAUGUUGGGUUUCUCCAACCAAAGAUAUACAAGUGCCUGUAUCUGUCGUGUAAAUAUUUGUAGGAACUCUGAUAUUCUGUGCAAAACCUUUUUUUUUUUCUUUUUGUUUGUUAUAAUAAUUAUUUGAUCAUUUUUGCCUGAGUCCCCUUGUGCCAUGUCAGAACAUGCAGUAAUUUAAACAAAGCAGAAGGCCAGAUCCAAGAACUGCAGAGCCACUUUUCAUAUCAUUAUGCCUCAUUUAUCAAGCAAGAGAAAAAACUAAGGGAAUUUAUCCUUUGAUUUGUUGCAUUUGGAUCCCUUAAACCCCUCUGUAAACAAAGUAUUUUUAUGAUAAGAAGCAUGGUGUUUAGUCACAUUAACUAUGUCAAAGUGAACUGAAUAUCCAGUUUAAGGUAUUUACUCGUAAUGCCAUUGAGGAUUAAAGCAUCAAUAAGCACUUACCAUUGCAGCUUCGGCAACAAGGAAAAUACUGAUUAAAGCACUUUUCUCUGCCACACCUGUGUACUCAAAAGUCUGGUCAAAGUGCAAACACUUCAUAAAGUAACAAUUAAUUAAUUUAAUUCAACCCCUAAUCAUAUUUUGUAUUAUCUAAUUAACAAUAAUGCUCUCCUUUGUGUCUGCAAAGUCAAUAGAAGUAUUUAGAUGAUUGCACUGUGCACAUUUAUAAACACUCAACAACCACUUCAUUAGGUAUACCUGCUCAACUGCUCAUUAACACAGAUAUCCAAUCAGCCAAUCACAUGGCACCCUUUCUUUCUCAUUCUGAUGCUCUUUUUGAACUUCAGCACAUAGUCAUGACCAUGUCUACAUGCCUACAUACAUUGGUUGCUGCCAUGUGAUUGGCUAAUUAGAUAUUUGCCUUAAUGAGCAGCUGAUCAGGUGUACCUUAUAAAGUGGCUGAUGAGUGUAAGAACCCAAAUGUCUACAGCAAGUUAAUAAAUCCCGGUGUCCGAUCAUGUAUUAUAUUAGACAUAAAGAUUGCAGUUAAAGUGCUGCAAAACUUCCUGUGGUUUGUGAGGAUUUUUUUUUUUUUUUUUUUUUUUUUUUAACUAUUUUGCCACACUUCAAGUCAGAAUAUCUGCCUUUUGUUUUUCUUCCUCUCUGGCUUCAUCGCUCACCUGCCUCUAUCUUUCUUUUCUUUAGUUUGCUGCAUGUAGCUGCAGCAGGUUUUGUAAUUUUUGCUUCUACAGUUGGAUUCAGACUUUCAUGUUGCAUCUGGGAGAAGUAAAACAUUAUCUUGCCUUACUUAUGGCUGACGUGCUUGCUCGAUAAACACACAGGGAGAUUAUUCUUUUAUCUCCUCCCUACAGUCCCUUCUUCCACAGCCAUCCUCCUCCUCUUGUUUCUUCCAGUUUAAUGAGCCUGUGGUUUGAAAUCAAACUUGUGACCUUUCUUUUUUCCUUUUAAUGUAAAUGUUAUAUUUUAGGAACAACUUGUGCUUUUAUUUUAAGCAAAUCAUUAUCAGUUGUUCAUGUGUUUGCAUAGUUAGUGCACCUUUAAAUUUCUUGCACAUUUGGGUUAUUUGCUCCUGUGAUUUUUUUUUUUUUUUUUUUUUUACUUUGUCCAAGGUCAUAUGUAAAAAAGUUUAACUUUGGACUUUAUUAACCUUUUUCAAGGUUGGACUUACCUGAAUUGAAAAUGAUUAUAUAUGUCUAUAAUUAUAUUUAUAGAGCUGAUAUUAUUUUAUGUUCAAUCAUUUUGUUUUCUUAUGAUUUUGUGGUACAAAAAUGCGCAAAAUGUCACUUGGGGUUAGAAUUUCUGUGAGCGAGUUUGGGAAAUGUUGAGAUAAAAAAAGGCAGAUUUAGACUGUGAUUCUCAAAUUCCCAGAAGAUCAAACAUCUAACUUUGAACAGAUGUUAGUAAGAAGGGUUGCUCCAAUACCAAGCCCUAAUGCUCAUACUUGACCUCCUAAAACAUUACUGAUGCUCCACUUCAACAUUAGACAGUUUCAUGUUGGCCUCUCUUUAUUUGAGCAGGUUGGCUUACUUGGUGAUUUGAUGAAUUUUUAACAUAAAUAAGGAUGACAAACAUAGAGCAGACUGCAAGCUUAGUACUGCUAAAUUCGUAAAAAAAGGAUGAGGAACAGGUGAUGUCAAGAAGUCAAACUUCUAGAAUAAUCAGAGAACUGUAUUGGAAUUUCCACUCUUAUACAUAGUACUUGUGAGCAUCUAACGUACUUGUACAUGGUCUUAAACAAGGUGGUAUGGGUGUUUCUCUACUAGUAAGCAAAAAUAUUGUAAUUUGGCUGACACCUCCCUGGAUGGCUCCACACUAGACAAUCUUAGGCCUUACUUUGGGCCCAAUGCAGGCUUGUCAAAACCAAUAUUUGUCCAAAUAAUCCUCACUUAUGCUGUCAAAGUGACCAUUUUACUGCUUCUAUCAAGUUGAACCCUCCCUGAUCAGGAAUCAUAAAUAGGAAGCAUGUUUUACGUAGCAGUGUCCCCAGGUGAGUAAUUUCUUAUCUGAUUAAAUGCAAAUAAAAAUUGUAUUUAGUUGACAACUAAGACGUAAAGAAAACACAUUCUUAAACCAACUUCACAUGCAGAAUUGUUUUACAAAAUGUAGCCAAUGUUAGUAGUGUUAGAACCAUCGGCCUUCAAUCCUCUUUACAGGUUAACAUUCAUAUAAUUUUGCAGAAUAACUAAUUGCUUCUUUUAUAGUAUAAUCAGGCACAACCUAUGGACAACUUUGUCCCCUACUUCAAGAUCAAACUAGAGCUAAACUGCACUGCUACCAAGAGAUGCAAUUGAUGCCAUCAUUAAAGGGCAUUGUAGCAGCAAGGCAACAGUCAUUGAGAAUGGCCCGAACCCAUAAAUAAGACAUGGCUGCUGACUACCAAGGGAUUUAGCCAUUUAGCCAUCUAAUCACCAAGGCUGCCUGGAACAGAUAAUUUGCCAUAGCCAACAAGAGAGAACAUUUAGCAUGUCACCAACCAAUGUUGCAUCCUUUUGCAAUUCACUUCCAGUUUGCACUGUAAAGUGUGUAAGCUGCUCUUGUUGGGUCUUCUCAGUCAGGAUUUCAAUUAGUUGUUUUUUUCUUUUUUCUUUCUUGCUUAAAGGAGAACAAAUGUUUUAAAUGUUGAGAUGUGUCUGUCAAAUCUGUUCUGUAAAAUCGUCAACACAAACAGCUGAUGUUGAGGUCCGAUGGUCUGGCUGAGUCAUCAGCUGGACAGUGGUUGCAUUCAGAGGAUUGUAAUGGUAAAAAUCAGUUGAAAACUGUCCUUAUGUCAGUGGUUCACCACAUUUUUAAAAUUGGUCAAGAUUUGAAAAUAGUCUAGUAUGCAGCCAGCCAGUACAGUGCAGAACUUCAAAGCAUGCAUGGGCCAAAAAUUGAAGCUGAAGUAAGGCGUAGAAGUUGCCUGAGGGCACCAUUUGGUGGGAAGGAGGAGCAUCCCUAGUUGUGCUCUGGGUGUCCUUGCAUAUUACCAGGGGCGUGGGAAAAUAAUAUGUUGAAAAGUCCACGCCUUUAGAGUGGAGUGAGGGGUUGCAUCGAGCCCCUGGUCAUGCUUUGGAUGUCCUAAGGCCUGAAAAACCGCCAGUGGUCUCCAGGCACAUUACCAGGGGUGAAAAGGCCAGCAAAAGAGAUGCCGUCGAGCUUGACCUCUGCUGCUGAACAACCACGUGUCGACGUGUUGAGCUUGAUUCUAUGGCUGCCCUCUACCCCUCUUAAGCCCUAGGCUGCAGCACAUCAAGCCCUGUGAUGAAUCCUUCACACGUUACAUGACUAAAACUUGUGCACGACUGUUUUAGUUCAUGAAUUGCCUGCACAUUCAUACACUGAACUUUAGCUUCAAGGAUGAAACAUUUUCCUUCAAUAGUUGUAUAUCUUGAAAUCACAGCUUAUUUUGACAAUCAUUUCCCUUUACUGAACUGCUAUCGAGACACUAAAGUGCUCUAGUAGGUUUAGAUAGUUUUAAAAUAGAAAUCUCAAAGAAACAUGUCGUGGAAGUCUUUGUCCACUCUUGUAGUGAAAACCGAGAAUCGCCGUCUAAAUCUGCCUUAAAAAUCUGUUUGACUUUUUUCCAAUAGCAAUUACUGAAACAUGUAACUUACCUCUGUGUUUUAAUUUUUUUUCCAUAAUUGAUGUACCUGUUGAAUGUACUUUUUUUAUAAGCAGCAUAAUCGAAAUCUGAGAUGCAAGAAUUCCACAUGAUUUUAAACUAUGUUGUAGUUUUUUGUUUUUUUUUUCUUUUUUUGUUAAUUUUAAAGCUUUACUUGAAUUCCGUUUUUGGUUUGAGUGGUAUUCUUAUAUGAUAAGGUUUAUCCUUCAUGUGGCAGAAUGAAUCUCUUGUUACUUUAUUGUAUCACACACUUUGUACAUGAUAUUGUUUGAUUUGUGUGUGUAUGUUGAGUGAAAGGGUUUUGGUUCUGAAGGUUGUGAUUUUGUUUUUUCCUGUAAUGAAUGAAGCUAGGACAAGUCUUCCUUAUUCUUCUGUGUAUCAUAUUUGAGCAUGGAUCUGUUGCUUUUACCGCCAUCACUAUUUCCUGUGCUUUCACGCUGCAGCUUCACGCUUUUAUUUUUUCAAUUGGAAGAUCUGGCAGCUCUUAUUGGACGGUCGGAUGUGGCGUGGUUUGGGUUGGGCUGGGUGUGAAUGAAGCAUGCCAUAUGAUUGCCAAACCAUCCUGCAUUAACCUGCUCCAUAUCCCUCUUUUGAUGAUUGUUGUUUUUAUUUUGGAUCAGAAUUGCAUCUGUAUAAUUGCAAAAUGCCUUAACAUCGUCCAGAUUCAUUUUAUUUUCUUUGUUUCACAUAUUGCAUAUUGUAAAAUGCCGGAUUUAUGGACAAAAAUCCAAACAUUUACUUAUUUUAUCACUUCUGGGAUCCAAGAGGCUCCAUGCUGCUUGUUAAGUGCACAGUUAGAGAAAUGGGAUUUUAAGGAGCAGAUGCUUGCUGUUGUAGUUUUUUAACUCCCCGCUAUAUCACCAAGGAUUGGAGUACAAACAGAGGAGCCAUAUUCUCCUUAGUUGCAUCCUCUCACUGUGUUGUCAGCUUUACAUCAUGAGCAGAAACACAAGUCUCCAAUAUAAAGCUGCCAUUUCACUUUGUUUUUUCUUUCUGUCACGUCAGUAGCGCUUACAGGCGAGUAUUAAGCCAACUCUGUGCCUUCUGCACUAUCCAGCUGCAUCCUCCUCCCUGUACAUACCGUAGAUAGGACCAUAGGUUUAAUGUGGCUAGAAUCAUUCAGACCCUUUUUCCUCUCCAGUGGAACUGCUGUAAAUGAACUCAAGUUUAAAUAAACUGUCUCUAAAGUUCAA
This is a messenger RNA of Cheilinus undulatus (humphead wrasse), 6736 nucleotides long. It is a transcript of the gene tmem248, whose product is annotated as transmembrane protein 248. The record is from RefSeq and is a predicted model, not a curated record. Lineage: Eukaryota; Metazoa; Chordata; Actinopteri; Labriformes; Labridae. The coding region runs from base 343 to 1368 and encodes 341 amino acids. The transcript has 7 exons.